Eurytemora carolleeae is the source of this 1061-nucleotide messenger RNA. It is a transcript of the gene TrpRS-m, whose product is annotated as tryptophan--tRNA ligase, mitochondrial. Gene Ontology annotation, biological process: mitochondrial tryptophanyl-tRNA aminoacylation. Bases 78 to 971 code for a protein of 297 amino acids. The transcript is spliced from 14 exons. Gene Ontology annotation, cellular component: mitochondrion; mitochondrial matrix. Gene Ontology annotation, molecular function: tryptophan-tRNA ligase activity; ATP binding. Lineage: Eukaryota; Metazoa; Arthropoda; Copepoda; Calanoida; Temoridae. The record is from RefSeq and is a predicted model, not a curated record.
CCACAGGAACAUUACAUUUAGGAAAUUAUCUCGGCGCUGUAAAAAGAUGGGGAGAAGAAUUAACUGUAGAAAACAGAAUGAAUAAGAUGUUCUGCGUGGUUGACCUUCAUGCUAUAACAUUGCCUCAAGAUCCAGGAGCACUCAGGUCGGGAAUACGAGAGAUGACAGCGAGUCUUCUAGCUUGCGGACUAGAUACUGACCGAUGUAUCCUGUUCCAGCAGUCCACAGUUAAGGAACAUUCAGAACUCUGUUGGAUUCUUGGAACGCUCUGUACUGUUCCUAGAUUAGCACAGUUGACACAGUACAAAGACAAAUCAGAGAAGUUAAAAGAAGUCCUUUUAGGAUUAUAUUUAUACCCAGUGUUACAAAGUGCAGAUAUUCUUCUCUAUAAGGCUACAAAGAUCCCGGUAGGAGAGGACAACAUUCAAAACAUUCAAAUAGCUCAGUAUUUGUGCCAGAAAUUUAAUUCUACUUAUGGAACCUACUUCCCACGACCAGAGGCCGUACUGCCUGAUAACAACACAGCCCGGCUCCGGAGUUUGAGAAAUCCGGAGAAAAAGAUGUCGAAGUCCGACCCGGAUCCUAAAUCUUGUAUUUUCAUCAAUGAUUCUCAAGAUAUAAUUCGGGAAAAAAUAAAGAAAAGUGUGACAGAUACAAUAAAAGAAAUAACUUACGAUCCGGAAAAUAGGCCAGGUGUAGCAAACUUAAUCCUAAUCUACAGCAGUUUAACCAAUCAAACUCCUGACCAAGUAGAACAAUAUAUUAUCACCAACAAUAUAAAUAAGGUUGUUCUGAAAGAAAUGGUUACAUCAACUCUUAUUGAACAUCUGACUCCCAUCAGAGAAGAAAUGACAAGAUUGUUAGAUGAUAACAUGUAUCUGGACUCUGUACUCGACAAGGGAAGGGACAGUGCACAAAGUAUUGCCAGUCAAACUAUUAAAGAUGUCAAGAGAAUGGUUGGUCUUCUAUAACAAGAAUGAAAAGCGAUAUUUUCUAAAAAAUGCGGAAUUUUUUUUCAGAGAUCUUCAAAAUUUAAGAAAAAAAUUAAAAUGUUUUGAAAA